GUGUUGAUGUCUUAUUUUUAGUCACCAGUACAACAAAUGCAUAUAUAACAUAUGCAAAGCAAAUAAAAUAAAGGAAAGCGUGUGAAUAAUGAGCAUGUGCAACUGUUGCAGUACUAAAUGAACUUUUUUUUCUCCAACUAGAGCUUAAUGAAACUGUCGUAUGUACUAACGAGCAGAUACAAGUGACCAUUCCAAGUGCCUUUUUUCUCAAAAAGGACCCCCCUCUUUAUGUAUGUCUGUGCCUCCUCAAAUAAUAUAUAAAUGUAUUUUAAAAGAUGUAGUCAUUUUUAUUCCUCAUGUCUGAUGAGGAUGAAACCUGUGCUUUCUUUCUAAUGCAGAUUUGGGAUUUGCACCUAAAUGACCCAGUGUGUCGUGGCGUUGAGAUUGGGGAUGGCUAUGUCUUCACUAUCAAGACUAAUCUUACAGACUGUGGCACCAUCAUGGCAUCUGAUGAGACUUACAUCAUGUUCACCAACACCAUUCACAAUAAUGAAACAGACGUCAUCACUAGAAGCUAUGUCAACAUUACAUUUGGAUGUCGCUACCCUUCAAACUACAUGGUCCAGCAGCCUAAUGGCGAAAACAUGAUCCGAGUGGACGUCAGGACGAUCACUCUAGACACAGAAGAUGGAAAUUUCUCAGUGUCCAUGCUGCUUUAUAAAGAUGAAAACUUUGAGGAUAAAUGGACUACUGUUCCUUCUCUAAUGCUUGAUGACAACAUCUAUGUGAAAGUUUUCAUGAUACCAGCUAAUCUCAUGCUCCGAGUGGAGAGAUGCUGGGCCACACCGAACCAUGAUCCAUACAGCAACAUUCAGUACACUUUCAUCAAGGACAGCUGUCCAGUGCUGACCAAUAACCAGAUGCUGGCUGUGAUGAAAAAUGGACAAGGCCCAGAAGCUCUGUUCAGGAUCCAAAUGUUUAAGUUUGUGGGUAGCUCCUACACAGACAUCUUCCUUCACUGUAACAUCCAGAUCUGCCACAGCAGUGCAGGAGCAUGCCGGCCUAACUGCUCUACUGAGGAUACAUCAGCACGGAUACGCAGAGACGUUGCUCUGUCCCAUACUGUGUCCUAUGGACCAAUUAAAAGACACCAGAUUCACUCUGAUAACAGCUCUCCGAAUGGAAGUGUUCCCCCCGUAGAAACCUUUGUGCUUGGAAGUCUGUUGGUGGUUCUGCUGCUCAUCACUGGUAUGUUUGGGAGGCUGUGGCUCAAAAACAGACGGUCUUAUCCUACCCAAGAGGCCCAACUCACCCUGUCUAAUAUCCACCACAUCUCAGAGGUGGCCAGCUAAGCUGAGGUCCACAAGAAAGUACCUCUCUUACACACACAUGAAAUUAAAUAUAUAUUAUGUACAGAGAGCAUUACAAAUACAAUAUGUUGUUCUAAUGAACUACAAAUAAAUAAGUGUAGUGCAAUAUAUUAGUCUAUAGGUUUCACUGAGAAGGCUUUCUU
Messenger RNA from Neoarius graeffei (lesser salmon catfish), 1453 nucleotides. RefSeq names its product alpha-tectorin. NCBI's taxonomy places the organism in Eukaryota, Metazoa, Chordata, Actinopteri, Siluriformes, Ariidae. The transcript is spliced from 7 exons. The record is from RefSeq and is a predicted model, not a curated record. Gene Ontology annotation, biological process: neutrophil migration. Gene Ontology annotation, cellular component: apical plasma membrane; cell surface. The coding region runs from base 297 to 1292 and encodes 331 amino acids.